CUUUUCUGGAAGAGCGGAAGAAGAAACAAAAACAACAGCAGUCCUGCGGCUCGGUGACGAUAGUUGAGGAAAUACACAGAGAGAGUAAGAGAGACGUUUGGCGACUCGGUGCCACGAAGUAUCGGCUGCUCGGUUAAAUAAUCCCGUUGUUGGUUCACAUUUAACAACAACAUGUCGCUGUUCGGUAAGUUGUUCGGCAGCGGCGGGGGUAAGGGUGGGAAAGCGCCGACACCCCAGGAGGCUGUCCAGAAACUCCGAGAGACCGAGGAGAUGUUGGCCAAAAAACAGGAUUUCUUGGAAAAGAAAAUCGACAUUGAGCUCAUGACGGCGAAGAAGAACGGCACGAAAAACAAACGAGCCGCUCUGCAGGCCUUGAAGAGGAAAAAGCGCUACGAGAAGCAGCUGGCCCAGAUCGACGGGACGCUGUCCACCAUCGAGUUCCAGAGGGAGGCGCUGGAGAACGCCAACACCAACACAGAAGUGCUGAAGAACAUGGGCUACGCCGCCAAGGCCAUGAAGGCCGCCCACGAGAACAUGGACAUAGACAAAGUAGACGAUCUGAUGGCGGACAUCACAGAGCAACAGGAGGUGGCCCAAGAAAUCUCUGAUGUCAUUUCGAGACCGGUUGGAUUCGGAGACGAGUUUGACGAGGAUGAGCUUAUGGCUGAGCUGGAGGAUCUGGAACAGGAAGAGCUGGACAAAAAUCUUCUGGAAAUCCAGGGAACACAAGACGUUCCUCUGCCCAGCGUACCGUCCACGUCACUACCAUCUAAACCAGGCAAGAAGAAGGAGGAAGACGAGGACGACAUGGCCGACCUGGAGGCCUGGGCGGCUAUCUAAGCUAGCUCGCCCUGCUAGCCAGCCGGUGCCCUUCUCCCAUCUGUCCCUUUGCCUCCUGGACAUGGGGAACUGAUACAGGGACUCCCGGCUGCCAGCAUGCUGCUCCUUCUUAAGGCCUAGAGUAUAUACACGCCCAAACCCCUGAAGUAUCCUCUUGUGUACACAUCCACUGACUUAAAAAACAACCCAGGCUCUUCUCCUCCUAUUAUUGUCACGGUACGAAUGUCUUUCUGCUCCGUGCACGCCUCUAAAGGGCACAGAGCACAGAGACCAAAAGGUUGCGCCCCAACAGCCUGUGGUCGAGUACAUGGGAGAAGAGGCCAAUACAGGAGAGUGCAAGCGCAUACUUCUAGGGGAGGGUGUGCGGAGGAACAGGACGAGGCUAUUUUCUGGGAGGAAUGUGAAGAAUAAACAGAUGUAUAUUGGGGGGGUUGGGUGGGGGGGGGGCAUAAACAGACAUAAUUCAGCCAUUAUUUUCUCUGCUUCCUGCGCGGUCAUCGUUCGGCUCUUCUACGAGGAUCGCCCGGCCCCUCGGCUCAAUCUCAGUAGCAAAAUGGAACUGAUGGACUUUUCUCAUUGAAAUAUCGCUGGAGGAUCCGGGGGUCCGAUCCGGGGGUCCGAUCCCUCCGUCAGCCGUGGCUCUGUCUCGGUCGGACCGCUGGAUCCAAUCAGUGAAAUCUCCAAAAUGUCCUUUCCCGUGUUGAAAUGCACAAUGAGUAGGAUGUUGAGGUGUGUUCACCCACAGUUUUACAACCUCUUUUUUUUGUUUCUGAUUGGCUGCUCGUUAUGUGGCGCAUGGUCGCUACGCGUUUACAGAGAAUGACGCCCAGAAACGCCUCGAAAGCAAAACCACACGCAGGGGGCGGAGUCUCUGCAGAUUCUGACUCCGCCCCCUGCUUCCAGUGUGUCGUAAAGCUGUGGAGAGGGAUCUCGUUGCGCCUUUAGCCGACGCCGUCAGGAAGGUCUCUACUGGCACUUGAAACGCGCUUUGCCGCUUUAUUUCUUUGAAACUUUGAGCAGACGUGAUUUGAUUGAACAAUUAAUAAACACUUAAAAGCCCGAUAUGACAACCUUUGUUCUGGAGACCGUUUAGGAAAUGUAGCUCUUAGCUAGCAGGCCUCUUUCAAAAGUGUUUAUGCUGACCAGCCGAUGCUCGUCUGUACUUGACCCGAGGGACGCUGUCACACUCCUCACAAUGCUGGAUUUACAAAAAGAUUCUUCUCACGUUGGUUUUAUUUGUAUUUUUUCAUCAUGUAAUUGGAAAAAAUUCUGAGUGAUUGUGUUUUUUGUUUCUUUUCCUUAUGAGAUUUAUUUCUUUUACUGAUCGGUACUAACAUUGCAAAACAAAUUCAUAUAUUAUUUUUCUUUGUAAAACUGAAAAUAUCUUUUGCCUUAAAUACCAAAUAACCAAAAAAUAAUUUAAAAACAAAUCUCAAAUCCAAUAAAUAAUGCGUCUUAUCUUCUCCCUUCCUACUUUGUACCUCAGUUCAGGGAUUCCAGACUUGUUUGUUUUUGUGGCUUUUCAGAACAAGUUGUGAACUUCCUGUACGGCUGCCAGAGGCCAAAUUGCAUCACGUGUCCCUGGGUUCAAAGAAUGCACGUGCCUGACACCUCCAGCGCCUUGUCCGCCGAUGUACUCUGAGAAAAUCCCACGUUGGUUAAAUUGUGUGUGUGUGUGUGUGUGUGUGUGUGUGUGUGUGUGUGUGUGUGUGUGUGUGUGUGUGUGUGUGUGUGUGUGUGUGUGUGUGUGUGUGUGUGUGUGUGUGUGUGUGUGUGUGUGUGUGUGUGUGUGUGUGUGUGUGUGCGCGCUGUGCGGUUUCCAGCCUUUUGACACAGUGACCUCUUGUGAAUAUUCAGUGAAAAUGAGACGGUGAGCUGGAUUUCUGUUUUUCUUCGGUUUGCUCUCCACUCGCCUGUUGGGUGAAGGCCGACUUCGGUCACGAGAGUGCGUGUUUGUCUUCGUGGUCUUCUUUUACUUCCUGUCUUCGGUCACCCACACGGGCGGGAGGGCGGGUCGGUCCGGACUCGAACGAGAGGGGCUGAGACUGUAAAU
Molecule: messenger RNA, 2893 nt
Organism: Pungitius pungitius (ninespine stickleback)
Lineage: Eukaryota; Metazoa; Chordata; Actinopteri; Perciformes; Gasterosteidae
Gene: chmp4ba
Product: charged multivesicular body protein 4Ba
Exons: 5
Coding region: 172-840 (222 amino acids)
Biological process (GO): vesicle budding from membrane; late endosome to vacuole transport via multivesicular body sorting pathway
Cellular component (GO): ESCRT III complex; multivesicular body; cytoplasmic side of plasma membrane
Source: RefSeq, a predicted model, not a curated record